Messenger RNA from Eriocheir sinensis (Chinese mitten crab), 3147 nucleotides. RefSeq lists its product as uncharacterized. The record is from RefSeq and is a predicted model, not a curated record. The coding region runs from base 693 to 2126 and encodes 477 amino acids. The transcript is spliced from 4 exons. Lineage: Eukaryota; Metazoa; Arthropoda; Malacostraca; Decapoda; Varunidae.
AGUUAUAUACAGCUGGAACAAGUCGUUGAGUAGGGAUGUCAAUACUGUGAUUUAAGAACAUGCCCCCAAUAAUUUAUGGUAUGUCAAAAACAUCCUGAAAACCUGCCUCAACGAAAAUGACUGUUUUCUAAAAAAAUGUCGCAGUCAGGGCAAAGUGAGCAUGUUCAGCCCACCCGCUGAGCGACACCCUGGCCAAACAAUGUCGACACUUUGGAAUGGCGGGAUUGGUGUCCGUACUCCUCAUGUCGGGAAAGCAAGUGAUGAAAAAAGUUCAGGAUCGAUAAGAUGAACUAAAUCCAUUGGCUAUAUCCAUGUGCAAAGUGAAGGCUGAUACAUGUCAGUACCUGCGAAUGCUCUACGAGUAUCUUCUUGGAUGCCAGUACGCUAGCAUGAGGAAUUUAAUGUUCUCUGACACGCGUAUCCACAUGGGAAUGAGUACGAGUGAAUAUCGAUGCACACUGCCAUUGAGAGAAGGAAGGAGCGGUGCGUGCUGAUAAAGGCAACUAGCUCUUUGAUACUUCGAUGGAGCCGCCACUAAGAUCUCCCCACGGCCCCAGUCCGGGCCCUCACCUGGCGGGCUGCGCGGGCGUGACUGGCGGGGCGGCGACAGGCAGCAGCUAACUGGCCUCGUGGUGGUGGAGGGAAGGCGUCCGAGACAGGACGCGGCGCGGCGGGGUGGGUCGGGGCGAGUGAUGACAGCGGAGCGCCGCUGGUACGAGCCACCCACCCCGCGGGACUGGCGCCGCCCCAGCCUGGCGGAGCUGCAGAGUCUCGAGUCUUCCACUGCGCUUCGGAAGGCCAUCCUGGAACGUAAUUCCUCCACCCCUGCCGGAAAGACCGUGGACCUGGCAUCCCAUAAAUCUUCCUCCUCCAGCGGGAGGUCCACUAUUUCUGAGGUGGAUAAAAACAUACUGGAGAGAAAUUUUCCCGUGACCCCCAUCGACCCUCUGAAUAGUCCUCACGCAAGGGCUAUGAGGCCUCCUGCUGGAAGAGAUGGCAAACCUUACAGCCUCCGUCGUAAAAAGACCUUUACGGAUCUCAGUGAUACCUAUUUUUUUGAUAAAGAUUGGCAUGGAAGCGAUCCUCUCGAGAGACCGGCAGUUAGCCUUCCUGGAUCUAGGCCCCGAAGCUCCACUAUGACAAAGUAUGCUCCUCUUCCUUCCAUCACGUCAAGCAAGGAGUCCCAAAGUCAGCCACCGCCACUCAUACGCAGCAAGACAUUUGAUGUCAUUGACACAAAGAUGAAAAAUUUGCCGACGGUGGACGAUUCAUCUGUGAUUUCACGUCAGAAAUCAGAGGAAGAGGAGGAGCCACCCUACGUGGUGACUGUGAGCAUUGAAGGCAAAACUUUGAAGGAGUACAUGUCCCACGCGAGAGAUGGUCUCCUCAGAUCCCGUCCAGCGACCAAAUACGGACGAUCAGAUCAGACACACGAAAAUCCACUAUUAGGGGUUUCUUGGGUAUCAGAAAAACCCUUGCUGUACCAAGUUCACCUUCCUCAAACGAAGGAAUCUAGUACUAAGAUUGCUAGGCUGGGCGGGGCUGAUGAUGGUGAAAGUGAGGGCGAUGAGGGUGCGGGAGAGGAGGGAUCAGACACUGUGAUGGAGGCUACUGAUAAAGACAAUCAGGAAAAUGAUGAUGGUAAUGAUGUGAGUAACAAUAACAUUGAUGAUGAAGAAAACGAAAAUGAAAAUACCAAGGGUAAAGAUGACGACAGCAAUAAUGAAGAUAGUGAUGAUGAUGAUGAUGAUAAUAGCGAUGAUGAGGAGAGCGAUGAUGAGGAUAGUGAUGAGGAGGAUAGCGAUGACGAUGAUGAUAGUGAUGAGUGUGACGAAACGAAGGAGAACAACGCAAUGCGAUAUCCACAAGUCGAGGAGCAGCCACGGGGAGACGACGAUGACAUCAACGUGUACUUCAUGCUGCCCGACAACUCGCUCCUGCUGGCGCGCACCACCCCUCUCUGGACGCUGACGGAGCUGCUGGGCGUGGCGCGGGGCGUGCGGGUGGACGGGCGUCGCCUGAAGGUCUUACUGGACGGCGUGCACCCGCAAGACCUACACACCUGCCUCAGAGACCUCGGCAUCACUCACAACACCACUGUCUAUUUGCUGGAGACUGCUGGGUGAAUCUGCAUACCACGACUCUAACUGGAGUUACCACUAUCCUGUAACCCCAAACAAAUAACAAAACCCUCCAAGGAGUUCUGUCCCUUGGCUCUACACCACGGCCUAACAAUAUCCAACAAGCUAGGCACUGAUGAUAUUUAUUAUCAUCUAGGCUGAUAAGAUAACCGAAUCUAUAGCACAAGGUGAAAUAAAAGAUACGAAACAAGGCAAUCAAUGGGAAAGACGCGAAAGUGUGUGAGGCAACUCUGCCCGGUGAGGGAGCCGUGUUCACGCCCUCCUGUUGGCGGCGUCUCCCGGCGGGCAGAUGACACCUGAUAGUGGGUAUCUGCAGUCCUGCCCAAGGUCUCUCGGAAGCCACUUCUACAGGCCUUGGUUCUGACCGUAAACUUGAACUUUCCGCCAUGCACUUGCUUAUUUGCGGUUCCGAGCAAUAUUUUUGCUUCGUCAGGGCAAUACGUUAAAGUGCGACACUAUCAAUGUAAAAGCCGCGAAAAAGCAAGGAAUGACUACAUGCAUGCAUCAUAUUUUCUGAAUUUUCCUCCUUCCGUUAUGAAUACUAAAUCUCUCCUUUCUACUCUUCUACAUACCUUUAUUUCCUUUCUAUUUCCACUAAGUACUGAACACAUGGCUCAAAGUUAAUUACAUGCAUGAUGCAAAGAGAUGACGCUUGUCUGUGACAUUGGCCUAAGUACAAUACCGGCGUUUACUUGCUCGAGGCAGCUGGCUAAAUCUGUGCAUUGUUGCUGUGUAAUGGAUGCUCAACUCAACGUCACAUUUAUGCAAUUGAAUACAUGAGUAGGUGUUUGUUUGCAUGUAAAUUUAAACACUUGAUUGUGGGUGAUAUAUACAGCCUUGAACUGUGAAGAUAAAGGUGAUAAAUAUCUAAUAAAAGAACACCACACAGAUAGCUAACGCAUUACUACACUGAUUACAUCAUAAAUUCGUGUGUGUGUGUGUGUGUGUGUGUGUGUGUGUGUGUGUGUGUGUGUGUGUGUGUGUGUGUGUGUGUGUGUGUGUGUGU